Messenger RNA from Fusarium subglutinans, 642 nucleotides. RefSeq lists its product as uncharacterized. Bases 1 to 642 code for a protein of 213 amino acids. The transcript has a single exon. NCBI's taxonomy places the organism in Eukaryota, Fungi, Ascomycota, Sordariomycetes, Hypocreales, Nectriaceae. The record is from RefSeq and is a predicted model, not a curated record.
AUGAAAUCCCCAGACAAAACCCCAAACGUGACAAAAUGGACGCUGAACCCCAACCCCACUCGGGUGCGCGAUAAUCAACGUCGUCAUCGCGCGCGUGUCAAAGCCCGAACUGAGUCUCUUGCGGCUCAGUUGAGUGCGAUGCAGCAAGAGUUGCAAGCGGCACAGGCGCGCAUCCAUGAGCUUGAAUCUUUUAUUACUGCAAAUCGAUCCUCGUUUGUCUCUGAGCAAGGCGAGCUUCCAGUCGGGCUUGGGGCAUCCCAUAGUGGCUGUGAUGAACCGACGUGCUGUCGUCCCAUCCUCACAACCCUCGAUGAGCGUUCGAGACCACAGAAUCUGGAUAAAAAUGCUGUCGCAUCAUUUUUCGAGAUACCAUCAACUAAUUUACUCGCGUCUACUAUGUUUUCUACGGUUCAGCAUUACGAUAAGGACGAUCAACUACCCCCAGUCGCGGCUGGUGAAUCAACAACCCUCUGUCGAUUGGCGUAUGAAAUGAUCGAACAGCACAAUAUAACUGGCGUCGAGUCAUUUGACAUAGAAAAUUGCCUCCGACCAGGCUUCAGGCGCGCAGCAAGAAUGGGAGAAGGAUGUAGGGUCGAGACUACGAUUCUGUACGCGUUGAUUGAUCGCAUCAGCCCUGUCUGA